UUGCUCCUCACUCUUUAACUACAGCUCCACUAGGACUUACUACUUUCUUAAAAGCUCAGCAAACCACUGCAGCUGAUCUUUUUGUGUUUUGUACCUAUUUGUUACAAUAGCAAAUUAGUAAUGGCAUUUUUAUCCAGAGCCAUUCUUCUGCUACUGCCUGCAGUAGUUUGUAUUCAACUGAGUGGAGCCAGUGGUGAUGGAAUUGACAGGUGCUGGUGUUUGAACAGUUUGAAGAGAGCUGUCCCAAAAGAAGAAAUUGAAGAGUUCUCUAUUUUCCCCCGAAGAUCAAACUGUGACAAGGUUGAAAUCAUACUGACACUUAAACCCGUGAAUAACUCAACUGAAGUCAUCCAGCGCUGCUUGAGUCCAGAAACAAAACAAGGAAUUAACCUGCAGACUUGCUGGAAAAACAAGAACAUCAACAACACUCCCACUUUUAAGAUAUCCAGCUGCUUCCAGGUAUAAAGCCAUAAAUGAAAGUUGCAUAAGAGCACGAGAGGACAGAAGGGGGGAUCUGGAAACUCUAGAAACCCUGUGAGUGGAUUGGCAUCCUGUCAUAUGCCCAUUCACUGGCCAAUCAGAAUCCUAGGUUUGAUUUUUGCCUAAAACAGCUGAUGGGAAAUCACAGAAGACCUGAAAACACCUCGAGCAUUGCCAGUAACCGCCGGACGCAGAUGAUGUCGACAAAAGCAUUUGGAUUAGAUUUCACUUGCUGUAUAACUGAAGCACUGAAUGUAUUAUUACUCCAAACUUAUUUCAAAUACUAUAUUUAAAUGGUUUUAUAACUUAACUUAUUUUAUAAUAUCAAAAGUUAAAAUGUGUUUUACUAUUUUUGUCUGACCAGGCCCUUUUAUGUAAUAUAUAAUGUUUCUUUGACAUGAAAUGUUAUAACACAUGAAACAUUUUCACAAUGGAUGUUUCUUUGUACAGUUUUGUAUUAAAAGCCAAUUUAAAGUUUUGCACA
Messenger RNA from Carassius carassius (crucian carp), 964 nucleotides. RefSeq names its product C-X-C motif chemokine 11-like. NCBI's taxonomy places the organism in Eukaryota, Metazoa, Chordata, Actinopteri, Cypriniformes, Cyprinidae. Gene Ontology annotation, cellular component: extracellular region. The coding region runs from base 121 to 465 and encodes 114 amino acids. Gene Ontology annotation, molecular function: chemokine activity. The transcript has 4 exons. Gene Ontology annotation, biological process: immune response. The record is from RefSeq and is a predicted model, not a curated record.